This is a messenger RNA of Betta splendens (Siamese fighting fish), 1729 nucleotides long. It is a transcript of the gene eif1axb, whose product is annotated as eukaryotic translation initiation factor 1A X-linked b. The coding region runs from base 143 to 577 and encodes 144 amino acids. The record is from RefSeq and is a predicted model, not a curated record. Gene Ontology annotation, cellular component: cytoplasm. Gene Ontology annotation, biological process: translational initiation. Lineage: Eukaryota; Metazoa; Chordata; Actinopteri; Anabantiformes; Osphronemidae. The transcript has 7 exons. Gene Ontology annotation, molecular function: translation initiation factor activity; RNA binding.
GCGCAUGCGCAGAAUGACAGCGCCUCAGCGGUGACUAGCUAGUUUCUUGUCAGAGCUUUUUCCCAACGAUUGUAAACAGUUGCUGUUUAACAGGUAUUGGUUUCUGGCAAGCAGGGUUUAGGCGACCAAGGCGUGAAAGAAUAUGCCCAAAAACAAAGGUAAAGGAGGUAAGAAUCGGCGACGUGGAAAGAAUGAAAAUGAGUCUGAGAAGAGAGAGCUGGUGUUCAAAGAGGAUGGACAGGAAUAUGCUCAGGUGAUUAAAAUGUUGGGGAACGGACGACUGGAAGCCAUGUGCUUCGAUGGAACCAAGCGGCUUUGCCACAUCAGGGGAAAACUCCGGAAAAAGGUUUGGAUUAACACGUCGGACAUCAUCCUGGUUGGACUGAGAGAUUACCAGGACAACAAGGCUGACGUUAUCCUCAAGUACAACGCAGACGAGGCUCGCAGUUUGAAGGCCUACGGAGAGCUGCCAGAACACGCCAAAAUCAACGAGACGGACACCUUCGGGCCUGGGGACGAUGAUGAGAUCCAGUUUGAUGACAUUGGCGAUGAUGAUGAGGACAUUGAUGAUAUCUAAAGACCUACUACAUGAGGGGGAAGGUGGGAUUUACUAGAGAUGCUCCGAUUGGAAUAUUUUGAGCCACACCAAUAAAUAUUUUUUAUUGAGAUCAGCCUAAGCCAGUUUGUUUAAAUGUAUUCCAUUUCGUUUAGCAUCAGCAGACGUCUUUGGUGUUUGGAGAAGUGCAUUUCACACAGCUGUAAACAUAACAUCAGUACGAUGAGUUUGUUAAUAUGGAUGAAAUUGUGUAGCUGCUUUAGUAACGGACGAUGCAGCAAAUGUAGGUUGAUUACCAGCAUCCUGUUACUGUGAAUGUCUGGACCAUUGAUAGUUUUUUUUUUUUUUUUCUAACAUCAACAGAUUUGCCGUCUCAUUUGACUUUUUUUUUUUCCACUGCAUUGUCCAAACACUCAUUUGUUGUUUUGUAGAGGCUCAGGCCAUUACUAUUACUGCAAAAUAUCUCAAGUUAAUGCAUCAUCUUUUAAAAUGUAUUUAUAUUGAUUUCACACUAUGUGGAAUUUAGCAACAGGUAAAGAAUCUGUGGAUUCGCCAAUAAAAAGAUAAACCCUUUGUGCUUUUUCUUUUGCAGUCUGUAUCAUUGUAGUUGUAGUUUGGCUGCUUACUAGUGACAGAAGUACAUAACACUGAGUAUGGCUCCAGCUUUGGUUUUUCAUUUUGUUAACAUCUUAUUCCACUGGCAGUGCAUUACUGUGAAGUGUCUCAUUUAGAACUAUUUAGAACACGGCCCGCGGAACCAGAGCCAGUCCCGCUCCAUCGACUCUAGUGAUCACUCAAAUGUGUUUCUGUUCCCUCCCCUUGUUUGUUUGCUGUUUGUUUCUGUGCUCUCUUUUGAACUAUUCGCUGCUUGAUCGUUCUGUGGCUUCAACACGCAGUGAACCAUGGCCUGGUCGGCCAAUUUGUGUCACAUUAGACCAGCGGUUCCCAAACGUCACCACCACAGAGACACACACCAGUAAAACCUCACAACAGAACAGAUUCUCUGAACCUCUAUAAAGUCUAAGUGAUAUAUAAAGUACAUACAUCUAUUUUCUCCCCCCUCACUUUGGGAACCACUGCUCUAGACCACCUGAGGCCUAAUGCUGUAACUGAAUUAAUACAAAUGUACUAUGAUGAUUGAAGGCUGGGUUUCCAAUAAAGAUCUUAACUCCA